ACAUGUUGGCGUAAUCCAGAAAAAAAAAACAAAGCCAUCAAACAUUGUCAUCGGUAACGAAACCGAAAGUGGUGGGAACCAUAAUUGCACUCAUGCAGACAAUACUAAUAAUUUCAAAGAGUUUGAUGUUGUUAUUGUUGUGCGGCGUUACAUAUUAGGAUCUGGACCAUUGUUUAUUUGUCGUGAACAGAACAGUGUGUGCAUCGUUGUUAGUGGAUAAUUUAGUUAGAAUAUAAGAUGCUGUUAACAACCAUAUGGAUUUGCUUCUUCAUUUCUUCAUCCCUAGCAAUUGAAGAACCUAUUAGAGCACAGAAUCUAAAGCCACGGCAUUUCAAUCCACAUCCCUUCCAGAAUAACCCCAACAGAAGGUCGGAUAGAGUAGGUCCUGUAGUCUUUAAUGAGAACCAAUCUCUUCAACGUCCUCCACCAGUCCAGGAUGUUCCUUAUCUGAAGGUGGUCAAGAAAUACAAGAAGAAGAAAGUAGGGAGAUUUGACGUUGAGGAAGAAAAGAUUAAUCCUCAACUACAGCAAGCUCUAGCAAAGCAUGGUGCUAAAGUGCUUAAACUCCCUCCAGAAAAGUUGGCCAGAGAUCAUAUUCCAUUUGUUAGAGAAAUCGAAAAACACCAUCCCAACUACGCAUUUUCGUACAAAGUACUAGACCAUUCCUCUGGCGACGACUUCUCCCAUUCCCAAGUCCAGGAUUCCAGGACUACAAACGGAGAAUACCGCGUUAAAUUACCAGACGGCAGACUCCAAAUUGUCUCCUACACUGCGGACCAAAACGGUUACAAAGCAGAUGUGAAGUAUAUGGAAAGUGAGGAUAUUAACAACAAUGUUUACCAUCCACCUCCCGUAUACCACCAAAUUCAGCGCAUACCGAUUCGAGAACGCGCGCCUGUUAAAGCAACAAGAAAACACUACUACAACGAUGUACGAGCCAUUAACCAUCAUCAUGAAUUGACCAAAUUUAGUUCAAUCGUACCAACUGCAGUUCCGGUACCAGACAGCUACGAUCGGUACGAAGGAGACUACGGAAACAUUCUAGUGACGCCGAGUCCUGGAUAUUCCAACGGAAUUGCUGCUAAUGCCCAGCUUCCACUUCCACUAAACGUUCAAAUCUUCACCACCAACGCCAGGGAUUACCACAACCCAGGUAGCUACGUCCCGAUCGUAGCCAGUACUCCGCACACUUACCACGCGAAAGACAUCAGCCACUACCGCCAGAAUCCUAUCCUACCAGAGAUCAUCAACAACGGAGACCAAGGAAUCGUCCUUCCUCUCUCGACACCUUCGUCGUUCGUGCUGACAGACCAGCACGGACAAGUCAUCGAUAAUAUUAAGUUGGUGACAAGUACAGCCGUGCCUUAUGUGGUGUCUUCUACUCCGAUGCCUCAUUUCGUGACGAUUCAUUCCACAGCUUCGCCAUCCAGGAGUUAUUAGAUACUUUUUAAUGCAGCUGACCAUUUGGUUAAGUCAACAAGGUGUAUCGUUCUUUUACCAUAUACUACAAAAUCUAACUAAACUUUAACCUGUAACAGUUGAUUUUUCAUAUAUUUGGCCUUUCAUGGGCCAAAAAGUAUGAAUAUUAGUUUUUUUUUUUCUAAAAGGUUGUUCUCCGUGUACAUUACGAUAUGUUUUGGCCUUUAUUUGGACUUAGUCAGACAAUACUUUUAUACCUACGCUUGUUCAAUUGAAAAUCAUCAUUAUUCAGGUUAGCCUUGGAAAUAAUUGUAAUCACUCAACCCAAACCUCUAUAACGAAACUUUGAAGAAGCUCCAUCAAGCAAUAUAACGAAAACCAGGGACGGUCUCACGUGGUGUCUUUCUUCUGUAUGACAACGCUUAGUUUCAAAGGUUGUCAAAGUAUACCUAGUGGAUGUUGAGUAGUAGGUGUCCAUCCUAUUAUCCCGAUUUAUCGCCUUGUGAUUUUUACAUCUUUGGCUCACUGAAAAAGGCGCUAAAAGGUAAUUGUUUUCAGUCGGACGAAGAAGUACAAAAUGGUGUAAAAGAAUUCUUCGAGCAACAGCUACAAGAAUUUUUUAAGCUGGAUAUACAUCGGUUGCUGAAACAAUAGGAUAUAUGUGCCUUUAUUGUAGCGGUAAUUAUUUGUAGAUAUUUGCCAAUACAGUUUUUCUGUGCAAAAGAUGGAACAAGCCUCGUACGUAUAUCAAGACAAACUUAAGAGAUAGAAAUUUUCUACUUGACAACUUUUCUGGUCAUCCAAGGUAGAUGACACUAAGAGUGUUCAGGAAUCCUGCCUUUUGAGUCUGUCAUAGAUCUCCCAUUACCUGAUGAAGCCCAAAUAUAGGUUGUAAAAUAUAGUAUUAACAAAGAGCAAAUUUUUAGACAGGAAGGAAGGUCUUUCAUUCCUUCUUGUGCUUAUUUCAAAUAGUUUUCUCAGCGACUGCUCCUCUUAUCAUACUUGUAUUUACCUAUACUAGAGCAAAUCUCCAUCAGCUUCACUGAAUUGAUGCAACAUUAUACUCACAAUGCGCCUCAUUUUCAUACAAAUCAAAAAUUUGUUUAUUUAUAGUUAUAAAAUAUUAAAAGUUAUUGAUAAGAUUUUUUUAUACAAUAUAGAUUUAGUCCUAAUGGAAA
Molecule: messenger RNA, 2597 nt
Organism: Diabrotica virgifera virgifera (western corn rootworm)
Lineage: Eukaryota; Metazoa; Arthropoda; Insecta; Coleoptera; Chrysomelidae
Exons: 6
Coding region: 238-1440 (400 amino acids)
Cellular component (GO): extracellular matrix
Source: RefSeq, a predicted model, not a curated record